Sinocyclocheilus rhinocerous is the source of this 995-nucleotide messenger RNA. Its product is annotated as protein UXT-like. Gene Ontology annotation, molecular function: transcription corepressor activity. The transcript has 6 exons. The coding region runs from base 245 to 712 and encodes 155 amino acids. NCBI's taxonomy places the organism in Eukaryota, Metazoa, Chordata, Actinopteri, Cypriniformes, Cyprinidae. Gene Ontology annotation, biological process: positive regulation of transcription by RNA polymerase II; negative regulation of transcription by RNA polymerase II. Gene Ontology annotation, cellular component: mediator complex. The record is from RefSeq and is a predicted model, not a curated record.
UUUCCGUGUGUAUCUUGUAAACAAGUAGGGAGCCACGUGACAGGCUGAAGGAAGGUUUAGCUUCACACAGUCGAGCAUUUUCUAUUGAAACAAAUUCGUUUGUCAGCUGCAAGCUUUUUACCGCUGCACCAGCCCAGCGAAGGGGCUGUCGAUCUCUGAUGCACGUUAAUAUUAGAAACAUUGACUACGAUUAAAAUAAAUAUCGCUGUAUUAUAGUCGUUCUGCAACCAUCUUUUUUCAUAUCAUGACUCCUGGGGCGCCCGUUAUUAAUGAAAAAGUCUUGCAGUAUGAGAUAUUUAUCAAUGAAGUAUUGAAACGAGACUUACAGAAAGUAUUGGAGCAAAGAGAUGCUGUGUAUGAGAAAAUAGCACAAUACCUUCAGCUGAAGAAUACAAUUAAAAGCAUUCAGGAAACUGACAGCAAGGAGCUCAAAACAGAUGUUGACCUUGGCUGCAAUUUCUAUGUGCAGGCUCACGUACCUGAUGCAUCAAAAAUAUAUGUGGCAGUUGGAUUUGGAUUCUUUGUCGAAUUCACACAUGCAGAGGCUUUGAAGUUCAUAGAAAAGAAGACGAAUCAGCUAACGGAGUGUACUGAGGUCCUUACCAAAGAUGCAGCAAAGAUAAAGGCCAACAUCCGCAUGGUUCUGGAGGGAUUGAGGGAAUUACAAGGUCUGAAAGAUCUUCCAGAGGCCAGAAGGAGAGAGGUGUUUUAGUACAGUACACCAAUCACAGCACAGUGUAUUUAAUUUGCACAUGACUGUAAUGUUUGUUUCAAACAAUGUGAAUUUUAUGGCAGUCCAUUUUAGAGGAAAAUUGCCUUUUAACAGGUUAUACUGUUGUUUUGAAAAUUUUGCUGAAUAAAUUGUAACAUUUUCAGUACCAACCAUCAGUGGCAUUGUGAUCAUUUUAAAUAACUAUAUCACUGUACACACAAUACAUUAACACAUCGCCUUUUUAAACCUUCAUAUAACAUUAGACAGUCUAUAUGAAAUAUGA